Messenger RNA from Mesorhabditis spiculigera, 3957 nucleotides. Lineage: Eukaryota; Metazoa; Nematoda; Chromadorea; Rhabditida; Rhabditidae. The record is from the annotation of a GenBank genome assembly.
AUGGACAUCCCGCCCAUGGCUUUUUUCGGCAAAGAUACGCCGUUCGUGAUGUGGCCUAAGCCCCAGGACCGGACGAAGCGAUAUUAUGAAGGCCUUGAACAGGAUAUUUCGGUUGAACGGGUCCGACAAACUGCUUCCCGUAUAACAUGGGAAGGACUGGCUGGUGCUCUGCGUCGUAAUAUGAUGGACAAACGCACCACUUUGGAUAUUCAUGAGCGGGCAGAGAUCCAAAAAUCGCUCGCCAUCUUUCGCCGCUCGCAACCGAUCAACAUAAAUGCUGAGCUGUACUCAAAAUUGAGACAAUUGGCCGAUGGGUUCGAAGGAUGCCAAGUCUCCGUUGGGCCUGGGACCGUAUGCAUCAAAAACCAGGAGCUCAACCUUUCGAUUGAGAUCAAUAAUGGAUCGGUCGGCAAAGCAGAAAUCGACUAUUUCGAGACGGGUCUCAUGGAUUUCACGGCCCUAGGGAUCCUGAUGGAAGAAAAUGAUUGGGAGACGAUCCGGAUUGGGAUCAACAACAUGUUGACCUGCGUUCCAUUGACACCAGCAUCGGAUCGGCGCAGCCUCUACAAAUCUUUGCGCGCGUAUGAGAGUUGGCUUAUGGGGAGCGCUAAGUUCGGGCCCGGCGACAAAUUCUCGGUGGUGAAUAAAUCGCGGUUCGGUGCGGUUGCCUUGCAUAACCCGCUUCACACACCUCGUCUGUACUUGCUCGCCGAUCCUCUUUACAAGUGGAAGGUUCGAAGCGAGAGUUUUGAUGCUCAACGAGACGCAGAGAAUUUGUUGUACGCUGAACUGGUGCUCAAAUAUUGCGAGGCAGAAUGUAGCAUACCCUGUGAGGAUGGUGCUCCUUGGGAGGUUCGCAGGGCGAAGGCAUGUGUGACCCUCCGCUUCAACCGCCCGAUGCUCUUUAAUGUAUAUUACUGGCAGAAACUGCGAAAACUUCUCGCCAGGAACUCCUUUGUACGCCGUAAAAUUGAUUUCUACCAUGAUCUCUUUAAUUUUGAUCGUCAGCAAGCCGAAUUGAAACUGAAGGCGCAGAAAGAUUCUGAUAUGGGUUUUGAAAUUACGAUGACUUCCGGUGGAUUCCAACAUGUAAGCGAUAUUUUCGUUGACGAGUUGCACCUGAAAGAUUGUCAAGCGUUGGACGAGGUGAUUGCCCUGGUACGUGCGCAAUACCAGCAUACGGUCUUCAUGUGUUCGCUGAAAGAUUGGCGCAAGCAUCCGGAGAACUUCCGAGCCCGUGAGACUUAUGAAAUGAAGCUCGAGAUCACGCCCAACGAAUAUCAAAUCAAAAUUCAUACAUCGACCGGCGAAUUGGACAUGAACAUUGGCGAAAUUCAUGGCCAUUGGGAAGUGAUUUGUGAAGCGCAUGGGGCCGCGUUUAUCAAGUCAGAUGUUGAAGAGCUGGCUGUUCGAAUCCUGAAAAACACCUGGUCGGUUCCGAUGACAAUUGUGCGCGUACUACAGGAAUGCAAGCUUCGUGGCAGGGAUACUACGGGUCAACACGUCUCUCCACCCACUAAUGAAGUUGAUUCACUUUUCAUCUCCGAUAAAUCGGCUUUACCGUGGUUGAAGUGUCGAGCGACACCCGAGGAACCAAUAGAUGAGGAGACAGUAUUUGAAGUGCACGAGCCGCUGAUGGAAGAUGGCACUGAGCCAAUUGGCUUGUUAGCGUUGUUGAAGCUGAAGGAGGAGCGGGAGGAGCUGUGCCCUCCUGACGAGACGGCUUAUGCCCUACAUCAGCAGCAACAACUCGAAGCCUUUCAGCAGCAGCAGCAAUUGGGCGGGCAACGUGUCCACCGGUUUGUCUCGGACACGACGCUGCAGAAGAACGCCUUCUCGGACCUGGAGGCGAUCGCCCAGUUGGGGCAAGUGGCUGAGGAUGACUAUGAGGGACGACAUGUCGAGGAGAUGCACCACCAGAUGGAUCAGGGCAUGAUGUAUGGGUACUACGAUGAGGCGCCGCAGGACUGUGGAUAUGGAAUGAUGUUUAAUCCGCCCCAUGAUAUGGAGUUGGGUCGGCCAAAGCAGCUACCCCCAGAAAUGUAUGACUACGGCGAAGAUAUGAAUACACAAGGAUCCUAUUCCUCGCCCAUGUAUUCGUCAUCGGGCUUCAAUACGCCCGCAUAUCCGGGAGCGUCACCUUCUGCGAGAGGAGGCGUAUCAAAACGAAGAGGCCGUGGCCGGAAAACAGCGAAUAUGGGAGACCGUGAGGGCUCCGUCGAUUCUUCGGGUUCUAUUAAAAAGACUAGAGGAACCCGAAAAGCUCGCAUCCUUCGCAACCGGCCGAGCCAAGAUUCUCUCGAGCCGGCCAGAGUCGUUCAACGCUCAUUCUCAGAUGCUCACUAUUCCAAUGAGCCUCAAACGCCAAUUUCAACGGGAUCUUCAUCGCGUUCUCCGUUUGUCGAAUCGGACAGUGAUGAUGAGACGGAUCCGCCGAAAUUUGUGCCUACAAAUCAGAGCAAUGCGCACAAUCAAGCCCAUCACGUGCCGGCUCCAGCUCCACCUCCUCAACCCGCACCCCUGCCUCCUCCACAAUACGAACAACCCUCGCCCAGGCCGAGGAAGAUCAGCACGGAGGCUGCCCCGAUUUCUCGUACACCUUCAUCGAGCAUGACACCAACAGCCCCAAUGGCACCUUCGUUUGCUGGAUUUACGGCGUUGAACUCGGCGGCGCCGAUCCCAAAACCAAAAGCCGUCUCCGAUCUAUAUGACGAUGAAGCGGACUCCCCUCCUCCUUCAAUCUCCUCCGAACGAGACCGUGAGCCAAAGAUGAAGCCUGCACCCCCUGCCAUUUCUCCUGUUGCCCCUUCCGAACGAAAAACUACCUUCGCGAUCCGGCAGCCUCCACCCCUGCGCCCAUCCACUAGUUUUGAACAAGCGCUAGCAGCCGCCGACGUACCAAUUCCAAAGAAAUUUCAGGAAGGUUCCCGAGAAGGAAAGCUGGUCAUUAAGAUACCAAAGGACCCGAAAAUCACGAGAGCCAGCCCUUCAGCCGAAGCUAUGCGAUCAAAGUCGCUUUCCAAGUCGAUCUCAGCUGAACGGCUUGAAAAACGCGAACGUGAGAAGGAGAGGGAAAGAGACCGAGAAAGAGAUCUUCGUGAAAAAGAUAAGGAGAGGGAAAAGGAGCGUGAGCGCGAUCGAGAAAAAGAGAAGGAAAGGGAGAGGAAGGCAAGGAGGGAGAGCAUCGACAAGGAACCAGUUGAGAAAAAGAUGAGUCGGAGUCAAGACUCUAUGUUGGCGAGACCGUCGAAGCUCGUAUUCGAUGAGAAGCGGAAACGAAAAUUGGAACGCGAGAAAGAGGAUUUGAGAAGGGAGCACAAGCGGCAUAAAACAGAUAGGCCUGACAAAGAUCGAGAAAGAGAUCGUGAACGAAAAGAAAAGGAGCCGCCCGGCCUUCCUCAACCUCCUGCUCCUCUGCCUUUUAUGCAGUCGUUGAGCUCCUUCAGGAUUCCGAAAAAAAAGGAUGCCUCAUCGUCACAACCGAAAACUGAUGAGCCCAGCACACCUACUUCAUCUCAACCUCCGUCAGAUCCACGGCUGAAAGAACGUGAGCCUGAGCCUCCACCACCUCCACGCAAGGAGAGGCCGGUGCCACCAAAAUUUCCGCCUCCACGGCCGGUGCCACCUCCUUACAAAUCCAAUCCCCCGCCCCAAGCGAAGCCCUAUGAGCAGCCAGCCGCGUCGAAAGCUAUCAGGCCACCGGAUCCAUCGCAGAUUCCACUACCACCAAGUGGGCCACCGUCAUCAGCAUUCCCCCGGAGUCGACCAACAUUACUUGCCGAUCCUCCCGGGCCGCCGAUCCGAAAGCCAAGUCAGCCUCCUCAGCCCCCACCAAUCAUCCAGCGGCAAAAUUCGCAAAACUCACAGCAAGGAUAUCGUUGGGUUGCCCCGCCGGAUCGGGCCUCCCAAGCGAACGUUGCCAUCUCUUCACUACCACCACCAGCCUCCCCCCUCCCC